Molecule: messenger RNA, 1179 nt
Organism: Balearica regulorum gibbericeps (East African grey crowned-crane)
Lineage: Eukaryota; Metazoa; Chordata; Aves; Gruiformes; Gruidae
Source: RefSeq, a predicted model, not a curated record
AAGAAUAUACUAGUCGAAAAUAAUGUAAAGAUGGACAAAGAUGGUCUCACUGAUCUCUAUAUUCAACAUGCCAUUCCCCUGCCUCAGCGUGACUUACCAAAAAGUAGAUGGGGGCAAAUGAUGGAAAAGAAAAGACAGCAAAAUGAGUUGAAAAGUGAGAAUAAAAGUGUUACAACGGUGGAAGGUUUAAGGAAACGGCCAUUAAUUGUAUUUGAUGGCAAUUCAACAAGUACGAGCAUAAAGGUGAGGAAGACGGAGAACGGAGCUGCUGAUCGCCUAAAACCUCCUCCAGCUGGAAGCACCACCAACACUGUUAGAAGAUUAUCAGUUCCUUCAAAUGCCUCAACAUACAUUUCAGCCUCCAGUUUAUCAGAGGACGCUAAGCUGGGAAUGAGGAAUAGUGAGGCUAAGCAGAACAAUAUUUCAAAGACUAACAGCAGUGUGUUGGCUAGUCUGAAGGUGUACCCUUUGUCUCCAGUCGCAGGAACUACUGUUGUGAAGUUAAAGAGAGCUGUUCCAAAAGAGGAAUCUGAUUUGCCGAAUGAUCUAAAGCCUACAGAAGCAAAGAAGAAAAUCCAGCACGUUACAUGGCCAUGAAGUAGCUAAUGGUGCUUGAAACAUAAAUGUUACUUCCGUAUUUUCAAACAGAUAAGUCAUAUUUAAACAGUUUAAGUACAAUUCUUUUUAAACCUUACAGGGAUUCAGAUUGCUGUGAAGUUUUAACAAGUUUAAAAGUUCCCUGUUGUAAAGCUGGAGUUAUUAUCACCAGUCACCUUAAAAGUGUCUACUCUUAUACCCCAAGUAGCUCAUGACUUCUUUAAAAGCUGGUAAUAUUACAAUAUACUAAACUCCCCACUUCUAGUUUUCAAGAUUAUUAUAGUUCAUCUCCUGCAUGUCACUACAAUUCACACAUAUAAAUGUAUUUUUGUUUCAGUAAGAUUCAGUUUUAUUCCACUUCUGGUUAAAUAGUUAAAAUAGCAAUUGAGAUUCAGAGUGAUCCCAAGAGCCUUCUUCACUUUAAAAAGGUAAUUAAUUUAGAUGAGAAAACUGACCAUUCUGUUGUUAAGAUAGUCUGAGACAAUUUUUUUUUCCUUUUCGUUGCACAGAACAGGCAGGAGUGUAGAAUUUGCAGUGCAAGUUAGGUUGGUAAUAAGAGAUGAGCUAUUUUAACAGCAUUAC